Messenger RNA from Diospyros lotus (date-plum), 2724 nucleotides. RefSeq lists its product as uncharacterized. Gene Ontology annotation, biological process: regulation of DNA-templated transcription. The coding region runs from base 382 to 2556 and encodes 724 amino acids. NCBI's taxonomy places the organism in Eukaryota, Viridiplantae, Streptophyta, Magnoliopsida, Ericales, Ebenaceae. The transcript is spliced from 18 exons. Gene Ontology annotation, molecular function: protein binding; zinc ion binding; sequence-specific DNA binding. The record is from RefSeq and is a predicted model, not a curated record.
CGAAGAAAGAAACAACGUUUAUCUCUCCCCCCCUCUCUCCAUUCGUUGCCGUCGUCUUCCGCAAUUCUCUCUCUCUCUCUCUCCCUCUCUCUCUCUCUCUGUGUCUCUCUCUCCACUGUCCAUAGCCACUGCGCGGUUAGUUUCAUCCAUUCACCGACCUGCAUUUUCUAUUGUCGUCGAACAAUUCUCUCUCAUUCUACCUAUCCGCCAAAUCUAAAUUACUUUUCGACUCCUUUCGAGUUUCGAUUUUCAAUUUUAGGGUUUCCCGAUUUCAGUUCUCAAUUCUAGGGUUUUUUUGCUUUUAAUUUUUUGUGCCUAGGGUUUAUUUUCGCUGUAUUGAAUGGUUGAAUUGGUAUCUAUCUAAGCUGCGAACGCUUAAGAAUGCCGGACGCGAAUCAGCCAGCGUUGAUGUACGGAGCCGAAGGGAGGCCCCACAUCGAAGACGGCGAAGACGAAGACGUUGCUAGCGGGGAGUCCAUAGACAACCCCCACGAUCGAUUUGGGGAUCACGGCCUCCAUGACGGUGGCGCCGGUGGUGGAGUGAUGACCGGUGUUGAUCCCCAUCCUUUCUGUAUUACCGGGUCUGAAAUUAUGCCGGCUGCUGGAGGAGGUGGAGCCGACCAGCUAACACUUUCGUUUCAGGGAGAGGUUUACGUCUUCGACUCUGUUUCGCCUGAAAAGGUGCAGGCAGUUCUGUUACUUUUAGGUGGAUAUGAAGUACCCCCUAAUGGCAUUGCUCCUGUUGGGGUACCUCCUCAGAGUCAUAGGGGUUUAGGUGAUUUUUCUGGAAGAUUAAAUCAACCACAAAGGGCUGCUUCUUUGAAUCGUUUCAGGGAGAAGAGAAAAGAGAGAUGUUUUGACAAGAAAAUCCGUUACAAUGUUCGAAAAGAAGUUGCUCUCAGGAUGCAGCGGAAAAAGGGUCAGUUUACGUCUUCCAAGGCUGUUUCAGACGAAGUGGGUUCUUUAUCAGAUUGGAACGCAGCACAGGAUUCUGGACAAGAAGAGCAGGAAAAGAUAUGUACACAUUGUGGUAUUAGCUCAAAGUCCACUCCUAUGAUGCGCCGUGGCCCCACUGGCCCAAGGACAUUAUGCAAUGCAUGUGGGCUCAAGUGGGCAAACAAGGUCCGUGCUACACCAGGAGUUUUAAGAGACCUCUCAAAGCUUUCAGCUGCGGGAUUUCAGGAUCCUACUUUAAGGGCUCCAGAACAGGGUGAGAAUGAAGCUUCAGACGCCGUAACCCCAGUUGCCCGCACCGUCAAUUCCGCUAACGGCAACAACUCGAUUGUGGCUGCUGAAGGAGAGCGUGUGUGUGAUGUGUUGGAACUUGGAAGAAUGGAUGCUGUGAAUCCGAGGCCACUCCAAGCCAGGCCGUAUGAGGGAGACGAUCAGAAUCACAUGCAGGAGGUGGCGAUACGGGUGGAUGAAGACGGAGGAGGCGGCUUUGAAGCCGACGAAUACGACGAUUUCACUUCCGGCCCCCACGAGUCGGGGAAGGCCGCCAGGGAAGUGCACCGGAUGAGUUAUGUGAACAGCCGUACUGCUACUGCUACUGCUACUGCUACUGCUACUGCUGCUCUGCCUUAUCGGACCAGUGAACUUACCAUUUCCUUUGAGGGAGAGGUUUAUGUAUUCCCUGCCGUUACUCCGGAGAAGGUCCAAGCAGUGCUGUUGCUCUUGGGAGGGCGAGACAUACCUAAUAGUGUGCCUACGUCAGAAUUUUUGUUGCAACAGAAUAGUAAGAAUUUGGGUGAUACCUCACGAAGCUCAAAUCUCUCAAGAAGAAUUGCAUCCCUGGUUAGGUUUCGUGAAAAACGAAAAGAGAGAUGCUUUGAGAAAAAAAUUCGUUACAGUUGCCGAAAAGAGGUUGCUCAGAGGAUGCAUCGUAAGAAUGGCCAAUUUGCAUCAAUAAAGGAGUCCUACAAAAUGCCAACUCGGGAAUGGGAUCCAAGUGAUGGCACUCCUAGCCCGGAAUGUGUUUUUCGUAGAUGUCAACAUUGUGGAAUUAGUGAAAAGUCUACUCCAGCAAUGCGUCGGGGACCAGCAGGUCCCAGAACUCUUUGCAAUGCAUGUGGGCUUAUGUGGGCAAAUAAGGGGACCUUGAGAGAUCUUACAAAAGCAGGAAGGAUUUCUUCUUUUGAGCAAAAUGAGGUGGGAACUCCUUCUGAUGUUAAGCCCUUGACAGUUGAGGCAGAAAAUACCUAUCAUAAGCAGUUGGCGGAGCAGGGAAGCCCAGAAGAGACAAAGCCCUUGAUAAUGGAAUCAGAUGAUCCUUCCAUUAUGCAGAAUGAACAGGAUUCCUUGGAGACUGCAGAAGCUGUUACCGAUAAUUCACCGAUCCAAGUAGAAAACUCAUCAGCCAACCUCGAUGAUCAGGGAGCUCUAGACGAGCUGGCGAGUGCAUCAGGGACCGAAUUUGAGAUCCCAACGAAUUUCGAUGAUCAGCAUUUCAUAUCGAUGUACAGGUUGAUGUCGACUCCCACAUGGGGACUGGUUGGCCCAGGAAUUGAGAGCAGCAGCAGAUCAUCUGCAUCUGCUCAUGAUUUUAAACCUAUUUGAGGGCGGCGGAGAAUGCGCUUUCUGCUAGUAAAAGCUUUCUUCUGGAAGAUGGUUUUGUUAAUAGUGAGAAAGAGAGAGAGACAGAGAGAGAUGGCUUGUGUAUUUAUAGCUGGAUGUUGUGUUAUAAACUCGACAAAAUAUGAAGAACCCUGUGAUCAAUUUUCUGCA